AAAAAAAAAAGAGGAAAUCCGAACCCUAACCACGGCAUGGCAGAAGUACCCGGCGGCGCGCCUGCGUAGGCAUCCAUCCCGGCGCCGCGGCAACAUCCUCGCCCCUCUUUCCUCAGCGCCCUGUCUUGGCGGCAGACCGUGCUUGGCGGCCUCCAAGGCCACACCAGGCGAGCGUCGCCGUCUCCUCCCGUUUUCCGUCGCGCCUGCAGAAACUGAGCGCGAGCGUCGUCGAGCCACAUCGAACACCAACACGCGACAUAGGAUUUAAUCUGGAUUCUGAAGCAAUGAGUACCUGCAAAAAGACCAGGGCAGAAGCUACAUCUGUUGUGAGUUCAGACAGACUGAGCAGUCUACCUCCAAAGAUAAAGGGCAACGUCCUCUCCCGUUUGGAUGUCAGAGAAGCGGUUAGGACUAGCACCUUAUCAAGUACUUGGAGGGAUGCAUGGACAAAUAUGCCAAAAAUAUCUUUGCGCGAUGGAAAUUUUACGCGAACCAGGUUCGUUACGUUGGUCGAUAUGGUGCUAGCACUCCACAUGGGAACCAUAGAAGAGUUUGAUAUAUCAAGUGAAAAAAGUUACCACGAUGAGUUCGCUAGGUGGAUGCUCAUGCUGUCAAGGAGAUCACCAAGGUCAGUUACAAUCAAGUUGAACUCAGGGCCAAGGUAUAAGAUUUCCUCAUGCGUCUUUUCCAUCGGUGAUUUGAAGUUUCUGCAACUGGAAAACUGCAUCAUCAGCUUGCCCCGGGCAUUCCAAGGUUUCAAGAGCCUAACCUACCUGAGCCUAAACAAUUUCUCAUCCACAGACAGGAAUAUCCAAAAUCUGAUCUCGUUCUGCCCCGUACUGAAAGAUUUGAUAUUAACUACUUUUGAGGGCAUCAACCAACUAAACAUUCAAGCUCCUAAGCUAGAAUAUCUUCGUGUUUAUGGGGACUUUGAAGACAUUAAUUUGGAGGCCCCUAAUCUAAAGGUGGCCAUCCUCUAUCUAGGUCACCAAGCUAAAGCAUAUCAAUCUGUUCCAAUUGUGCAUGACAAGGAAAACCAUAUCAAGAAGUCAUUGGGAGGCCUAAGUGAGAUCAAAAUACUUGGAAUCACUGGUAGUUUCAUGAAGUAUCUAUCAAAAGGGCGUAUACUUACAAAGCUCCCUUCUGUGUUUACUCGGCUCGAGAAUAUUUAUCUUAAUAUAUGCUUUUGGGACCGGAGGCAAGUCUUUGCUGCUUAUUCAUUAUUUCAGAAUGCCCCCAACUUGAAGAAGCUUGCGGUGUGGGUACGUAUGAGUUACCCUUCGAGCACAUGGGAUCAGUGUCAGGCGAGGAUUCUAGAGCAUACGCUGCAAAUGCAAAUGGACCAUCUCGUGACGGCUAGUGUUGGAUGCUUCCGGGGUCUUGACAACGAAGUCGAUUUCGUGGGAAAGUUACUGAGUUGGGCACCUGCUCUGGAAGAAGUGAAGAUAGAAUGGAAGGGCGAAACAGACUGCAGCAUGGUUUUUGCCAAGCUAUUAGCUAUGCCGAGGGUGUCUGCCAGGGCCAAGGUCAUUGUUACAUUUUGAUAAGCAUGCUGCCCCAUCACCUGCUCUGAGUUCAUGCGAAUGUACCACCUACGACUAGCUGGUGGUUAUAUGUGUGCAUCUAAUACAAAUCAUCAGGUGGAGGUAGUGUGUGUUGUCGAGGACAUUUUGUGGGAGUAUUUAAUGUGACACCAGCAUGUGUUUUUCAUAUGAAACACUUGAGGAAGUUUUCCAUCA
Molecule: messenger RNA, 1739 nt
Organism: Aegilops tauschii subsp. strangulata
Lineage: Eukaryota; Viridiplantae; Streptophyta; Magnoliopsida; Poales; Poaceae
Product: F-box/FBD/LRR-repeat protein At1g13570-like
Molecular function (GO): protein binding
Source: RefSeq, a predicted model, not a curated record